This is a messenger RNA of Osmerus eperlanus (European smelt), 1696 nucleotides long. RefSeq names its product gap junction alpha-5 protein-like. Gene Ontology annotation, biological process: atrial cardiac muscle cell to AV node cell communication by electrical coupling; cell-cell signaling; heart development. The record is from RefSeq and is a predicted model, not a curated record. Gene Ontology annotation, molecular function: gap junction channel activity involved in atrial cardiac muscle cell-AV node cell electrical coupling. Gene Ontology annotation, cellular component: connexin complex. NCBI's taxonomy places the organism in Eukaryota, Metazoa, Chordata, Actinopteri, Osmeriformes, Osmeridae.
AGUAGACCAAGAGAGAGAGAGAGUUGCGACAAAUUCAAACGUGUACAACGGCGGAGGUGUGAGUGAGACCAGUCGCCUGUUGGUCGCCUGUGUUUCUCCCAACACUCCAGAGAUCCCCCCCCAGGAGGAUCGAGAGAGAGAGAGAGAAGACUCAUCCUAAGGCUCAACCUUUGUGCAGGAGACAGAGGAACAUCCAUUUCUGCCUGACCUCUACAGCUGGCCACAGCAUCCACAGUGUGUUCCUGACGAGCAGGGCGUGUCCAGCGUGUUUGGCGUGUGCGAGGGGCGUCCAGUGUGUGAUAGACGCGUCCAGCGCGACUAAGGUGUGUGUGCGGUGCUCGAGAGGCGUUGUCGUAGCGUGUGUGAGGCGCGAUGGCUGACUGGAGCCUCCUGGGGAACUUCCUGGAGGAGGUGCAGGAGCACUCGACGGUGGUGGGGAAGGUGUGGCUGUCGGUGCUCUUCAUCUUCAGGAUCCUGGUUCUGGGCACGGCGGCCGAGUCCUCCUGGGGGGACGAGCAGGAGGACUUCACCUGCGACACGGAGCAGCCGGGCUGCGAGAACGUGUGCUACGACCAGGCGUUCCCCAUCGCGCACAUCCGCUACUGGGUGCUGCAGAUCGUGUUUGUGUCCACGCCGUCGCUCAUCUACAUGGGCCACGCCAUGCACACGGUGCGCAGCGAGGAGAAGCGCCGCCGGGGUGGCGACAGGGAGGACCAGGGGGGGGGGGGCGGCGAAGGAGGAGGAGGGGGGGAGAAGGGGGAGCGCGUGGAGGCCUCGGGCCGCGUGCGUCUCCGGGGCGCCCUGCUCCAGACCUACGUGCUCAGCAUCCUGAUCCGCACCGUCAUGGAGGUGCUCUUCGUGCUGGUGCAGUACUUCCUGUACGGCGUGUUCCUGCGGGCGCUGUACGUGUGCCGGGCCUGGCCCUGCCCCCACCCCGUCAACUGCUACGUGUCGCGCCCCACCGAGAAGAACGUGUUCAUCGUCUUCAUGAUGGCCGUGUCCGCCGUGUCGCUGCUGCUGUCGGCCGCCGAGCUCUACCACCUGGCCUGGCGAGGAUGCGUCAGGCUCCGCCUCCGCAAGGCCCAGGCCCGGGCCCCGUCCCCGGCCCCGCCGUGCACCCCGCCCCCAGACUUCAGCCUGUGCGUGGGCCCCGCCCCUCCCAGCUGCCCUCCCUGUCCCCUCCGCCUGGCGCACCAGCAAAACUCUGCCAACAUGGCAGCCGAGCGGCAGCACGACUUCCUGUCCCUGGCCUACACGCAGAGCUCCGCCCCCAGCGCCCCUGGCCCCGCCCCUCUGGCUGACAGCAACUUCCUGAAGGACAAUCGCCGGCUCAGCAAGACCAGCGGCACAAGCAGCCGUGUCCGAUCUGACGACCUGGCUGUGUAGACACACACACGCACACACGUCUUGUAUACAGACACACGCACCUUGUAUACAGACUUGUAUCCCUGCUGUUCCCUACAUUGACCAGCAGGAGGAUUCAAUGUCUGUUCAUGAGAGCCCUGCUCUCACAUCUACCAGCCAAUCAGCAUGUAUUUAUCUGAAGAAAAUGUUCCUUGUUUUACGUGUAUAGUUUAUCUCACGUGCAUAUUAACCUGUUUCAAGUCUGUCUGAUAUGAUCAUAUCAAACUGUUGUCAUGAGGAUCGCAGUUCUGUAAACUCUGCACUUUUGAAAAUAGAAAACUGUGAAAACUGA